Messenger RNA from Ceratotherium simum simum (southern white rhinoceros), 1658 nucleotides. RefSeq names its product centromere protein Q (gene CENPQ). NCBI's taxonomy places the organism in Eukaryota, Metazoa, Chordata, Mammalia, Perissodactyla, Rhinocerotidae. Gene Ontology annotation, cellular component: nucleus. The record is from RefSeq and is a predicted model, not a curated record.
UUGAAACACUAUUAGAAUUGUUCUGUUUAGAUCAAGAUGCCUAGCAAGGCAGAUGCUUCCAAGAAGAAGUCUCAACAGUUAAAAAGAAAUCCAAAAAGAAAAAUUGAUGAGGAGGAAGUGGAGUUUUCAGAGAAAAAGGUUAGAGACACAGCGAAAAAAAAUAAAAAUCCUCCAAAGCGUCUGUCCUCUGAAGUGACAGGACAAACAAAGCAUACUAAUCUAAAACAGGUGAAGAUAGCAUCUGACAAGAGAAAAACCUGGCAACCUCUUUCAAAAAGUAGCAGAGAGCAUUUGCAAACUAUGAUGGAAUCAAUAAUAAUAGCAAUUUUGAGUAACAAUGUUAGAGAAAAUGAACAAGUUCAAUAUCACCUUAACUUCCUGAAGAAAAGAUUGCUACAACUGUGUGAAACCUUGAAAGUGCCUCCCAAAAAGCUGAAAGAUUUAACUAAUGUGUCAAAUCUGCUGAAAAUGGAAAGGGCACAGCACAGAGCUAAUGAAGAAGGUCUGGCAUUAUUGCAGGAAGAAAUAGAUAAAAUAGUAGAGACCAUAGAGUCAAUGACUGAGAAUAUUCAGAGUCUGAAGAACGAAAUUCAAAUUCUGACAAGUGAGCUGGAAGAAGAGGAGGAGAAGGUAAAACAGAUGUUUCAAAUAGAUGAUAGUGGGGUACUGUCUCUUCCAGAACUUUCUCAGAAGAGUCUCAAAGCACCCACACUUCAGAAAGAAAUUUUGAUGCUGAUUCCAAACCAGAAGGCUCUUCUGCAGGACUUGGAUGUUCUCCAUAACUCAUCCCAGAUGAAGAACAUGUUAACUUUCAUCGAAGAAGCCUAUAAGAGAUUGGAUGCCUCUUAAAGAGUUUUUUAGAUUGUUCCAUAUUAAUUUAAUGUUUAUGAAUUUGUAAAACUGUUAACCUGUGGUGAUAUUGCAGAGGCUGAAGCUUCUUCACGAUUUAUUGUCUCCUAAUAUGCACUUUAAAAUUAGCCUCUGUAGGUCUACCAUUAGCAUCUAAUGUGGUCCUGAAAAUUCUUAUUUUGGCAGUUACCAAGUCUGGGAACUCACAUUUAUAUUGCUGUAUCUCCAGUGAUUUGCCUGAAACCGCAAAGUAAGAACAGCCAUAAUCUAAUGGUUUAUAAAGGCUGGAUAGAGCUCAUUUAUUGGUUAGCACAGAGGAAAUGUGAUACUGUGACUUAAUGUAUAUAAAGUGUUUAUAGUGCCUAGGACAUAAAAACAUAAGUGUUUGCUAUCAUUAUUCUUUAGCUGAUGACUUGCAUUUUCUAUCUGGUCAUCUGGAACUUGAGAAAGCCCCAAAUGCCUUUACCCUGUUACAUAACUCCCUCGACUUCUGUGGCAUAAUUAAGAUUUGCCAGAUGUCUUUAACUUGGAGGUAGUAUGAAUAUUUUAUUUCUUUAGUUGGGUUAGUUAAUAGUUGUUGAAUAUUUAUUUUCCACUGCCAUCAAAGCACACUUUUAUUUCAUAAAAUUAUUAAAAAGGAACCUAAGCACAUUUAUUCCCUUAAAACAAAAACCAAACAAAAAACCCUUCUUUCUAAACCUUUCCUUAUUGUGAUAAUAAGCAUAUACAUGUGAAUAAAUUGUCUCUUAAAUAUAUUAAAAAUCAUUUCUAACCAACUACAGUAUAUUGUCUGGGUUGCUUUUAUCUAU